Messenger RNA from Triticum dicoccoides, 1186 nucleotides. RefSeq names its product chitinase CLP-like. Gene Ontology annotation, biological process: proteolysis. The coding region runs from base 23 to 1072 and encodes 349 amino acids. Gene Ontology annotation, molecular function: aspartic-type endopeptidase activity. The record is from RefSeq and is a predicted model, not a curated record. The transcript has a single exon. NCBI's taxonomy places the organism in Eukaryota, Viridiplantae, Streptophyta, Magnoliopsida, Poales, Poaceae.
CACAACACAGCACGAGCCGAAAAUGUGGCAGUCCAAGCCAGUCCUGGUCCUCCUCCUGCUCGCCGUCUCCACGGCGGCGACCGUCGGCAAGCCGCUGCUCACGAAGGUCACCAAGGGCGUAACGUCCACCGCGCUCUACACGGCGCCGCUCAGCGCCGGCCGCCCGCUGGUCCUCGACCUCUCCGCUCCGGCCAUCACGACGCCGUGCAGCGGCCAGACGACGACCGUGACACUCUCCGCCAACUCUACCGACGGCAGCAACCCGAUAUCCCCGGUCUCCUUCGCUGCCACCGCGACAUGCGCGGCGGCCCCGUCCGGCGCCGUCGGCGUGGCGGGGCUCGCACGCUCCAGCGCAUCGUUCCCGGCCCAGGUAGCGAGCACGCAGAAGGUGGCCAACUCGUUCGCGCUCUGCCUCCCGAGCAGCGGCGUGGGCGCGGCCAUCUUCGGCGGCGGUCCAUUCUUCCUAGCUCCCCCGGCGGACCGGCCGGCCAUCACGACGCUCCUCUCCGACGGGGUCCCGCUCCGCCAGCCCUUUUCCGGGAACCCCGGCUACUUCGUCUCAGCCACCAACGGCAUCGCCAUCGACGGGACGCGCGUGGCCGUCUCCGGCUCCGGCGCGCUCAUCGUCGGCCUCUCCACCACGAUCCCCUACGCGCAACUCCGCAGCGACGUGUACCGCCCCUUCAUCACGGCCUUCGACCGCGCCAUGGGCUCGAGCGCGAAGGUGGCGGCCGUGGCGCCGUUCGAGCUGUGCUACGACUCGUCCAAGCUGUCGCCGACGCUGUCGGGCUACUCCGUCCCGCAGGUGGACGUGAUGCUGGAGGGCGGGACGAACUUCACGGUGGUGGGCGGCAACUCCAUGGCGCAGGUGAACAGCGGCACGGCGUGCUUCGCGUUCGUGCAGGCCGGAGGCGGCACUGGGGGCGCGACGCCGGCGGUGGUGAUCGGGGGGUUCCAGAUGGAGAACAAGCUGGUGGUGCUCGACAACGACAAGCAGACGCUCAGCUUCACCCCGUACCUCCCAGCCAGGGGGUUCUCCUGCAGCAACUUCAACUUCACCAGGGCGGGCUAGUGAUCGACAAUUCCACAUCGGUGCAUGGUUCCAUGGUGUGCGUGCGUGUAAGAACUUCCAUGAUAGCUCGGAGUGUUGAAAUGAAAUAAAUAAAAUCGGUGGAAUAUUAAUUAA